UGGUUGUUUUCAAUAACAGUUCAAAGAGCUUCUCUGAUAAAGGUUUCUUUUUAAACGUGUGUGAACGGUCGCAACCUGACACCCAUUUCACCCUCAUACAGUGCAGAUGGUAUUGAACAUACCCUGACAUGCCAUCAGCGUUUGUCAUCAUCACAGAAGUUCCUGGACUUGACUUCAACCUGGGUACCCUCAAGAGGCCACAGAGUAGAGGUGCAGCCUGUCUGCGGCCCAGGGAGGGAGUGGGAUACCUGUAUCCUUUUCAGGGCCAGAGGUGGGUUGUGGGAGCCAGGAGCUCGAUGAAAUGGGAUAGAGUGGGGCUGCCUGGAGCAGCAGCUGGGCUAGGAGAUGAGUCCUGGUGGAUCCUGGCAAUGGGAGGAUGGUAGGUGGAGAAACCAAGGCAGGGCUGUGUCCCUUCUGCUGCUGAGAUAGAGGGCGUGGCCAUGUGGUGACCCUGCAAGGCUGCCUCCAGACCAGUGGGCACUCCAUCCCAUCUUCCAAGAUCUUGCAGCUAUCCUGCCCUAUACACAAAGAGCAGACUCAGGCCCCACUUACUUGAUAUUGGGGCCAGAUUCUUCCAUCUGUGAGGAGACACAGAGGACCCAGCUCCCCUGGAGCCUGCAAGACUUGGGCCACCAGAAUCCCAGUAGGUCCCUGAACCAUUGUCCCCCACUAAGUCUGCAGAGCUGUGAAAUGCAGACAAUAACCCUUCCCUGCCUGAAAGAGCACUUUUCUGGGGGAGCCCAUGGGAGUCAGGAGCAAAAGCAUCUGUCAAGUAGCUACCCAGAGAGUUACAUGAAAUCAUUUCUGUGCCUUUGAUAGAUGCUUCUUGAACAAAGUUUCUGCCCUGAGCCCGCCUGACCCCUCAGGCUGGGCUCAGUGCCCUACCUUGUCUUCCCACCAGCCUCCGCCCUCCAUCAGACUCCUUUCCGUAUCUGCUUGUGCCCCUGUUGUCCCUCAGUUUGUCCACCCUCUUCCAAUCUCCCCCUCCCCAAACCCAUGACUGGUCAGUGGCCCCCAGCCUAGGCUCCGGCCUCCACGCAGGUCUUGGCCCCUCAGCUGACCUCCCUCCAACCUCCCUCUCUGCUCUUACUUUUGAGUAGGUAGUGACUGUAAAAGUAUCCCCGGGCUUCUAGGUCAAAAGGUCAGACUGAACACCUGCAUCUCAGUGGGCUCAGAAAUCCACUGAAACCACAGAGGGGAGUAUUUAAAACACAUAAACCCACAAGUAUGAGGAUGGUGAAAGAGGAGUCAGGAGCAAUGGCAUGCCUAAGCUAGACAUGGAUGAGAGCUGUCACUACGUUAGGGAAGGCCAAAUACUGCGUGGCGACUUGGGGAAGUGGAGAGAGUUCCCACCAGGCUGACUCCAGAACUGCAGAAGGCUGAGAACCAGCAGCCCGGAGACGGGAGACCUAUAACAAAGCUGCCUGGGGAACAGCUACUGAAGAAGCCCUUAACGCCCCACUGCUCUCCCCACCUGGUGGAGGGUGAAAGUUUUUUUGUUUUCUGAGACUACGCAUAGUCCCAGAGAAAAGACCUAAGCACCUCAUCCCCAAAAACAACCUGAGGAGGCCUCUGGAAAGCUCCGAGUUGACAGGUCUUACCCACGCACACGCUCAGUGCUUCAAAUCAGCGAUUAAGGCCAUUGCUUUUCAUCCGGAGCAGGCAGCAGGGAUUCCCAGGUAUCCAAAGAAACCAAAACAGGUGGUGUAAUUUAGGACUGAAUAAUUCAUGGCUCGGCCACUUUAAGUGUGGAAGCAAAACUGACCCCACAGAUAACAGAAAACUAACACUGCUUAUUGGGAGACACUAGUGUCACCCUGUCUAGUUCUGCUCCCCAAAUUAAAUAAAAGGGAAAUAAACAGUUGAGCACGUCCCAUCAGCCUGGAGGGAAACUUCCGCUCCCAACUUUGUAGGACUGACAUCUGAAGACGUCAGAGACUGCGGUCACAACCGUCGGUACCUCCUCAGGGCGCUUAACGGGUCAAAGAAGGCCCUCGCACCCUCCCGCCGGGAGAAAGCCCAGGCUCAGGGUGGUCUUCCACACCCCCGCCUCUCCCGGGACCACUUGGAAGCGAGCGCCAGCGAACUACUCGACCCAGGAAACCACUGGGCCGCCACUUCCAGCCUCUUCGGAGGUCGAGGCAACGCGCCUGAAGGUUGCCAUGGGAACAGCUGCAGGCGGGCGGAUAUGCCCUGUUUUCUGGGGGCUGCCCGCGGGAAAUGGCGUGGGAGCGGCGAGGGCCAAGCAAGCGCCCCCUCUGAUUGGGUAAAACCUCCUGCCUCUCCCCUCACCUGCCAAUAGGAACCGGUCCACUGUACAGACGCGCGGGUUCACAGCAUGGGGAGAGCUGCUCCCAGGGCGGAGGGAGUCCAUAUAACGCGGCCUCUGCGGCACCUCCUAGAGGAACAGAGCGCCUCUCUCCGGCCUCAAAGGCUGCUGCAAAUGCUAGUCCGCGGGCCACGGCCGCGCCUGUCUGGCGGACGCUCAUGGGAAACGUAGUUCAAAGGGCGUGGGUGGUGCCUUCGGUGCAGGCGAGAGAUUGGUCGGCGCGGCGUCGCCGGGGCAACUCCCCGCUAAGGCUCCCCGCGUUGCGCGGCGCCGCUUCCGGGAAGCGGCCUCCCAGCAACGGCUCCGGGGUAGAGGCCCAUCUUGACGAUUCCAAGACCACCCCCCUUGAGCAAAAAUGCCAUCUCCUCUGGGUCCCCCAUGCCUGCCCCUCAUGGACCCAGAGACUGCCCUCGAGGAGCCUGAGACUGCCCGCCUCCGCUUCCGAGGGUUCCGCUACCAGGAGGUGGCAGGUCCCCGAGAAGCCCUGGCCCGGCUGCGUGAGCUGUGUCGCCAGUGGCUGCAGCCUGAGGCACACUCCAAGGAGCAGAUGCUGGAGAUGCUGGUGCUGGAGCAGUUUCUGGGCACACUGCCUCCCGAGAUCCAGGCCUGGGUGCGCGGUCAGCGGCCAGGCAGUCCUGAGGAGGCCGCUGCCCUAGUCGAAGGACUACAGCAUGACCCUGGGCAACUGUUGGGCUGGAUCACAGCACACAUCCUGAAGCAGGAGGUGCUCCCUGCAGCUCAGAAAACAGAGGAACCACUGGGGAGCCCCCACCCCUCAGGGACAGUGGAGUCCCCUGGAGAGGGUCCCCAGGACACCAGAAUAGAGGGGUCUGUCCAGCUCAGCUGCAGUGUGAAGGAGGAGCCCAAUGUCGAUGGACAGGAAAUGGCACCCUCCAGCCCUCCACUUGUAGUGCAGUCCCCUGAGGGGCACCAUGGACACCAAGAAGCAGCCUCCACAUCCUUCCACCCUCCCAGGAUUCAGGAGGAGUGGGGGCUGCUGGACCGGUCACAGAAGGAACUGUACUGGGAUACGAUGCUGGAGAAGUACGGCACGGUGGUCUCCCUGGGGUUACCGCCCCACCAGCCAGAGGCACAGGCCCAGUCAGAGCUGGGGAUGCUGCUCCUGGGGACAGGCGUCUGCAGAAGCCUGCGCUCAGGAAAUGAGAGUGAGGGUCCACCCGGCUGCCCAGAGGCCCAGCCGCCCCAGGGCCCAGGGCCUGCAGCCUGGGAGGGCCUGCCUGAGGUCACCACUCCUGCCCCCACUGCGCGCCCAGGGACACCACCAGUGCCCACUCAGCCCACACCCACAGAGAUGAGACUGGAGCCGGGUACCACCCCUAGGAAGCCCUACACGUGCGAGCAGUGUGGCCGCGGCUUUGACUGGAAGUCAGUGUUCGUCAUCCACCACCGGACACACACGAGUGGGCCAGGUGCGCAGUCCCCAGGGCUAGCCGCCGGGGAAGGCACAGAGAAGCCACCGCAAGGGGAGCUGGCCUUUCCGCGCCACCCCCGACAUUCACUCGCAGGCCCCCGGAGCUACCCAUGUGAGGAGUGCGGGUGCAGCUUCAGCUGGAAGUCGCAGCUGGUCAUCCACCGCAAGGGCCACACGGGCCAGCGGCGCCACUUCUGCAGUGACUGUGGCCGCGCCUUCGACUGGAAGUCGCAGCUGGUCAUCCACCGCAAGGGCCACCGGCCGGAGGCUCCAUGAGCAGCCACAUGGCGCAGUCACUCGGGGCCUCGCUGUUCUUGCGGCCUGGAUGCAGCCUCUGGGGCACCAGUAGAAGACUCUGGAGGCAGAAGGGGAUGCCGGAGUGAACAGGGGGUCCUAAGCCAGUUCCCUGCCCCUGGUCUGGUCUCCCCCAAAAGACCUGGGUGCAAGGAAAAGGAGCUGCUCCCUCCCUCCUUGCCCCCGCCUCCUGGAGGGAGGUCUGAGUUCCUUUCUGUGGGUGACCAGUGCCUGUGGGGUGACUGCCAAGCACCAGGCUCCCUCCCUCCCCGCGACAUGGCCCUGGGAUGACAACACUCCCUCUCUGGGACCUCCUUGCCUCAGGUGGGUGUUCACAAACUGUGCCUUCCCACCCCUCUGUGCAGAGGCUGGGCCUGAGGUUUCAGUGUGGAGGGCAGAAGACCCCGGAAAGCCCAAUUGGCUUCCGUUUCUCCUGCUCCGUGUGUGUGAGAAUUUUAACAUAAAUUCCACUUUCAUAAUA
Mandrillus leucophaeus (drill) is the source of this 4536-nucleotide messenger RNA. RefSeq names its product zinc finger protein 446 (gene ZNF446). Lineage: Eukaryota; Metazoa; Chordata; Mammalia; Primates; Cercopithecidae. Gene Ontology annotation, biological process: regulation of DNA-templated transcription. Bases 2685 to 4037 code for a protein of 450 amino acids. The transcript is spliced from 7 exons. The record is from RefSeq and is a predicted model, not a curated record.